Messenger RNA from Danio aesculapii, 2095 nucleotides. RefSeq names its product FIP1 like 1b (S. cerevisiae) (gene fip1l1b). Gene Ontology annotation, molecular function: RNA binding. Bases 214 to 1923 code for a protein of 569 amino acids. Gene Ontology annotation, cellular component: mRNA cleavage and polyadenylation specificity factor complex. NCBI's taxonomy places the organism in Eukaryota, Metazoa, Chordata, Actinopteri, Cypriniformes, Danionidae. The record is from RefSeq and is a predicted model, not a curated record. The transcript is spliced from 17 exons.
UGAUGCCCUCGAGUUUGCAAGAAUAUCCUACGGUGCCUGUAGGAAGUGUGGAUUGCUCCGUAAACAUAAUUCAAAACCGUUCGUUGUUUAUAUGCACAUGUGCGCUUGUGUUUUCUCACCAAAACUCUUCUCGCGUUUCGGGGUGGGUGGCUUUUAAUCUGAGCGCGUGCUGUUGCGUCUGGAGCGCGUUGUGUAGAGGCCGGAGAGGUGAAGAUGUCUGCGGAGGAGGCGGAUAAAACCACCACCACUGAUGCGAGUGCUGGAGACGAGGAGGAGGAAUGGCUGUACGGCGAUGAAGGUGAAAGUAAAGAAACUGAAGAAGAAGAGGCCAAACUGACAGCAGCCAUCAGUGCAACAUCUACUACUCCUGUUACAGAGGACGCUCCCACAACUACCAACAACACCUCUGAUACUGCCACCCCACCUACAACCACAACCACAACUGGAAAUGGAGUGGCCAGCCAGGAGGAAGCACCUGGAGAAGAUGAAGACAGUGAGAGCGAUAGUGAUGAUGACGAUGAUGAUGUCCGUGUCACUAUUGGAGAUAUCAAAACAGGAGCGCCACAGUACACGGGAUAUGGGGGAACUCCAGUGAAUCUCAACAUAAAGUCAGCUGGCAGCAGAGCUUAUGGAGGUGCUAAAGUGAAGGGUGUAGAUCUUGAAGCUCCAGGAAGCAUCAAUGGAGUUCCAGUCCUGGAAGCAGACAUGGAGUCCUUUGAGGAGAAACCAUGGAGGAAGCCAGGUGCGGACUUGUCGGACUAUUUUAACUAUGGUUUUAAUGAGGACACGUGGAAGGCAUACUGUGAAAAGCAGAAGAGGUUGCGUAUGGGUCUUGACGUUCUCAACAUCGGAUCAACCACCAGCAAGAUCUCAGUUCAGCAGGGUCGCACAGGUAACAAUGAGAAGGAGAUCACAAUACCAGCUCAUGCAUCUAAAGCAGAAUUUACCUCCCCAUCCAACCUGUAUAAAACAGGUCUCAACCAAGGGAGGAUAUCCCCUCCACAUUGGGCAGGGCCUCCCUCUCAAGACAUGUCCUAUUAUACGAAGACACCCGGGACCAUAGAUGUGAUUGGUGGACAGACCGCCACUAUCAGCAGGGUGGAAGGGCGACGCCGUCACAAUCUGGAGGGGAAUAACAUACAGGUGAUCUCUGAACACUCCAGCUCUGAAGUGGAACCCGAGGUGCAGAAGAUGCCUCCUCCUUUCUUUCCUCCCGGUCCGCUGCCUCCGAACAUCCCACCUCCACCUUUCCUCCCUCCUCCUGUCAGUCAGGCUCCGCCUCUGAUCCCGCCUCAUCGCAUGCCCAUCACUGUUCCUCCACCCAAUUUUCCUCCACCCACUGGAGGACCUCCUCCUUCACUUAUUCCUACAAUGGACAACAGUGGGCACCCAGGAGGAUAUGAUGGACGUCCCGUCGCUCCAUACCCUUUUCCUACAGGUGGCUUUCCUCCACCCAUGCAGGGAGCUGUUAACCCCUGGCCUGGUCUGAUGGAGAAUCCCAAACAGUGGGAUUAUUACCCUCGACGAGACAAAGAAAGGGAAAAAGAGCGAGAAAGAGAGAGACAGAGAGACCGUGGCCACGAGAGAGACCACAGCCCCACCUCAGGGCCUUAUAACAGCAUGGCCAUGUGCAGUGAUGAAGAGCGCUACCGCUCUUACCGUGACUAUGGAGACCGAGGAUAUGAGAGGCAUCGGGAGCGAGCGAGCCGGGAGAAAGAGGAGCGCCACAGAGAGAGGAGACACAGAGAGAAAGAGGAGGGCAGACACAAGUCAUCACGGAGCAGUAGCAGACGGAGACACGAGAGUGAGGAGGGAGACAGUCACCGGCGCCACAAACACAAGAAGUCCAAGAGGAGCAAAGAGGGCAAAGAGCCCAGCGAGGAGCGAUCCGCUGACCAGGAGAACCAGGAGGCCAUGGAGUAACUCCUGCUCGCCUUCUGUCAUCGCAACCAAAUCAUGAUAAACGAAGCUGUAAUCCAGUUUACCUUCUGUUUGUUUUCACGUUGCCCUAUUUUUGUUCUGUUAGUUUUUUCCAGUGCAGUUGUAACAUGUAGAUGUUGAUUUGUUGGAUUAAAAAAGAGCAUUUGGUAAUGUU